AUGUCUGCUAUCUUCCACGGGAUCGAAGCCCUCCAUAAUUUCUCGCUCAAUAUCUUCAUCUUCACAUUGUUGCCAACGUCUUGGAACCUCCAGCGCCCAACAUUGCCAUGCUGCGGGGCCUGGUUCAAGAUCUCGCUGCUCAGAAAACCCGUAAACGAAGCUGGGAGAGGCGACGGGCCUGUGACUGUUGGCCAGCUCGUUGACCCCCGUCCUCCUGUGGAUCCACAAGCUUCUUUGCCGGCACCCUCGCCAGGCGGAAGGCAGACGAGAUGCGGGCUUCUCAAAGGGCCAGUAGCACAAGGGACGAGGAAGAGUCAGGCUCUGAGGAGCAGGCUGCAGAGGGUCCAGCUGCCAAGAGGGCUCGAAGCAGCCAAGGAGGGACAAGCGGGCACAUAG
Messenger RNA from Cryptococcus wingfieldii CBS 7118, 396 nucleotides. RefSeq lists its product as hypothetical. Lineage: Eukaryota; Fungi; Basidiomycota; Tremellomycetes; Tremellales; Cryptococcaceae. The transcript has 5 exons. The record is from RefSeq and is a predicted model, not a curated record. Bases 1 to 396 code for a protein of 131 amino acids.